Fusarium falciforme is the source of this 2811-nucleotide messenger RNA. RefSeq lists its product as hypothetical. The record is from RefSeq and is a predicted model, not a curated record. Bases 1 to 2811 code for a protein of 936 amino acids. The transcript has a single exon. Lineage: Eukaryota; Fungi; Ascomycota; Sordariomycetes; Hypocreales; Nectriaceae.
AUGUUUUUUCCAACGUUCUACCUGUUUACGUCCCUAGGAGGAGUCUUUGCGGCUUCCAUCGCCACUCGAGCCGUCAAUACAGAGCAGGUCGACAUAAGUUGGGUCGGGCUCAAACCUGAAUACCUUAGCGGCGUCACUUUUGGGGUGCCUUGGCCUCGAGGAAAGUUUAGUUCCGAGGAAACUGAAUUCAGGAUCUCUACUGGCCCAUCCCAAUCGGAGCUUCAGUCAUGGGUGACUGGAUACUGGCCGGAUGGGUCUAUCAAGUGGUCUGGUCACGCACUGCCGGCAUCUUCACCGGUUCCAGACGGCUAUACCAUCUCCGCCUCUGGUCCUGGUAUUGACAACUCGACAACACACAACAGGGCUGCCGGGCCUGAUAGGCGAGAGGUCGACAUGAUGGGGACAGACUCUGGCGACGAAAUUAUUGUUGAUACAGGCAAGAUCCGUGUCAAGUUUCCAAAGUCUGGCCCGGCCCUCAUCGGUUCUAUCGAGACCGCGGGUGGCAAAAUCGUCGGCCAGAAUGGGAAAUUAAUCGUUCGAUCUCUCAACAACAUUCAAGACCUCGAGGAUGAGCAUGCGAAACACCAAGAUCUCAAGACUUAUGAGUGCAUUGGUCGUGUGACAGAAUCAACUAUCGAGAAAGACAGCUCCAUUCGGGCCUUGGUUACUGUUAGAGGUCUGCACCAUUCGAACCGAGAAGGCUUGUUUCGCGACUAUCACAAGCCUUGGGUGCCCUUUGUGGUCCGUUUCUACCUUUACAAGGAUUCGGAAGCUAUUCGUAUGGUUCACUCAAUUGUAUACGAUGGCAACUCGGACCAUGACUUUAUCGCCGGUAUUGGCAUCCAUUUUGAUAUUCCUUUGGCCGAUGAGGAACUCUACAAUCGACACAUUAGGAUCGCAGGGCCCGAUGGUGGUUUCCUCAGUGAAGCUGUCAAGGGUAUCACGGGGCUUCGGAGAGACCCUGGAGCGGCGGUCCGGCAAGCUCAAGUCGCUGGCAGAAAGACGCCGGAUGCUUCUACGUGGGAUAGCCGCGUUACCUCGAGACUACACUGGAUCCCCGCCUGGAGCGACUACAGGUUAACUCAGCUAUCACCCGAUGGAUUCAACUUGAAAAAGCGUACAGCGCCGGGACAGAGUUGGGUCAAGAUUUCUGGAGCCACUCGAGCAGGAGGGCUUGCAUAUCUUGGCGGCCCAACAGUGGGAGGUCUUGCUGUUGGUCUCCGAGAUUUCUGGAAAAAAUAUCCCACAAGUAUUGAUAUUUCCAAUGCUGCUCACGAUUUGGGAAGCAUCACUCUCUGGUUGUACAGCCCGUCAGCCGAGCCAAUGGACUUGCGCCCAUAUCACGACGGGUUAGGUCAGGAUACCUACGAGAAGCAAUUGGAUGCUCUCGAAAUUACAUACGAGGAUUACGAGCCAGGGUGGAAUACCCCUUACGGAAUAGGCAGAACAAGCGAGGUCUAUAUCUAUGGAUUUGAAUCAACGCCUAGCCAGGACAAACUCGCCAUCUUGGCCAACCACACUAAUGAGCCACCUGUCCUGUACUCAUCGGCCGAGAAGGUACGUGAGUCCAAGGCCCUGGGUGACUUCUGGAACGUUCCAGGAGCCACUACCACGACUACUGCCGCCGCGACCAUUGAGAGCAACCUCAGGUUCCUCACCAAUCAUUACCAGCAGGAGGCAUUGACCCGUCGUUUCUAUGGCUUCUGGGAUCACGGUGAUUUCCAUCAUACAUAUGAUUCAGACAGACACACUUGGCGUUAUGAUGUCGGCGGUUACGCGUGGGACAACUCAGAAAUCUCACCUGACAUCUUCUUCUGGUACCAGUUCCUGCGUACCGGCGACAUUGGUCUCUACCGCUUCGCUGAGGCUCAGGUUCGUCAUGGUAGCGACACAGAUACGUAUCAUAUUGGCGAUUUCAAAGGUUUAGGUACGCGCCAUGGCGUUCAGCACUGGGGAGACAGCUCCAAACAAAUUCGCAUUUCGACACCUAUUUACCGUCGAAUAUUCUACUUCAUUAGCGGCGGAGACGAGCGUAUCGGUGAGGUUAUGCACGAAGUCCUCGAUGCUGAGCAAUCCUUCCUCAACGCCGACACAGGCCGCAAGGUUCGCGACCCUAACACACCCUAUACUCCGGAUCCAACGCGCUUGUCAUUAGGAGUUGGUACAGAGUGGUCCAACUUGGCCAUGGCAUUUUUGAUUGAGUGGGAGCGCCGCGGACCGAGGUGGCAGGAGGCUCGCACUAAGCUCCUAAAGGGUGCCAAUGGCAUUGCCAAGCUUAAAUUCGGUCUCGUCAGUGGCAGUUUGCUUUACAAUUCAAGGACCGGCGAUGUAAAGCCCCCGUUAGACGACCCCGACAAUGAAGGAAGAGUGGGUGUCGGCAGUCUCCAAGGUUCGUUCGGCAUGCUUGAGACACUAAUACAGUUCCUUGACCACGUGGCUGGUGAUGUACCUGAUGGCUUAAAGGACGCCCUGCUGGACUAUUGCUAUUACUACGGCGCGGGCUCAGCUGAGCAGAGAUCACGCUAUGGAGAAACUUUUAGUGUCAACCUACGUCAGGGUCACUCUAAAUUCAGCGCCUACUCGGCACACGAAAAGAACAACGCGACUACGGCCGCCCGCGCCUGGAGAGAGUUCUUCAACAGCGAUGGAUUCAAAGCCAGCCAAACUUGGAAUCCCACGGUUAUCAACAAUAGCUCUGUACUGGUUCCAAUUGUCGAAGCCGCAUGGAUUAGUUCAAAUAGCCUUGCUCUGUAUGGAAUGGCGGCGAUUGUAAACUUGGCCUUGAUCGGGGACCAACUUCAAGAUAGUUGA